Messenger RNA from Symsagittifera roscoffensis, 1546 nucleotides. Its product is annotated as tyrosine--tRNA ligase-like. The record is from RefSeq and is a predicted model, not a curated record. Lineage: Eukaryota; Metazoa; Xenacoelomorpha; Acoela; Convolutidae. The transcript has 3 exons. Gene Ontology annotation, molecular function: RNA binding; tyrosine-tRNA ligase activity; ATP binding. Bases 2 to 1369 code for a protein of 455 amino acids. Gene Ontology annotation, cellular component: mitochondrion; cytosol. Gene Ontology annotation, biological process: tyrosyl-tRNA aminoacylation.
AAUGUAUCUGAAGUCAUUCCGUUGCAUUUUGAGAACACCUCACUUUUAUGCACCUACAUGUAAACGAUGUAUGUUUUCGAGUCGUCUGGCAGCGUUGAAGUCCAGAAACCUGUUUUCCCAGCAGUUGCCGGAUCCAUUAACUCCAGAUUUGGUGUCAGAUUUGGAUUCAUCCCAGAAAUGGUCAAUCUACUGUGGCAUAGACCCAACUGGCCCUUCGCUUCAUUUAGGCCAUCUGUUUCCGUUGAUGGCUCUUUUCCAUCUGAGAAGACUUGGCUACCCGGUUAUUGUUUUGAUAGGUGGCGCCACUGCUAAAAUAGGCGAUCCGAGUGAUAAAAAGGACGAACGCGAGAAGCUCUCAGUUGACUACUUAACUGCAAACGCAGAGAAAUUGGAGCGACAAAUAGUUCAUCUGGACGAGCGAUUUAAAAGCCAAAUGCAGAUGGAAAGCUAUGGCGAAUUGAGAAUUGUGAAUAAUCUGGAAUGGUACGACAAUGAAAAUUUAGUUCCCUUUCUGUCUCAGCAUGCCCGAUUCAUGAGCGUGAGUCACAUGCUUUCACUCAGUUUCGUGAAAGAUCGACUGAAUAGUGGAGCCAGGUUGAAUCUUGCAGAGUUUUUCUACCAGUUCCUGCAGGCCUUCGACUUCCAACAGCUCUAUGAGAGAUACAACUGCAGAGCACAAGUAGGAGGAUCAGAUCAGUGGGGAAAUAUGCUGGGAGGCUAUGAGUUUUUAAAAUCUUCAAAAGGAAUCCGAACUCUAUCUCUGACAACCCCUCUUCUUCUUUCGGGAGCAUCUAAAAUGGGCAAAACUAGCUCAUCAGUCUCGUCCAAAAUUUGGCUUGACAAAAAUUUAACCUCGCCUUACGCUCUCUAUCAGUAUUUUUUGCAGCGAAGUGACUCCGAGUCGCCUCAGAUGGCAAAUUCUUUAACUUUUUUGGACGAUAAAGAACUGCAAGACAUUUUAAAUAGCACAGAUGUGAGAUCGGUUCAGAAAUGUUUGGCCAAAAAGGUGGUCCAGUUUGUUCACGGUGAAAAAGAUUUAAGAGAUGCCGAGUCAGUGACGUCCUUGUUGCAUUCGAAGAAACCAUCUUUGGACGAUGUCGAUGAGAAGUGUUUGAAAGAUGUGUUGAAAAAUGCAGAGAUUGUGUCAGUAUCAAGAGACCUUUCGAUUGUUGAAUGUCUCAGCAGAACUAGUUUUUUCACAGCGAUUGAGGCAACCGAAGACUUUUCGAAGAAAGGUGGCACAGUGAAGAUCAAUGGGGCCAAAAUUUCAUCUCAUGAAGCACGAAUUGAAGACGUGUGUUCAUCGGAUUAUGCAGUUUUAGCUUUAGGCAAACACUACAGGGCUGUUUUACAGAUCAAGCCAGCAUGAGGUUAUUAGUUCUGGAUUUUAAUGUGCCAGCUCUUAAAAUAUGAAUACAGCGUUCCUUAAAAUUAUAAAUGUUGGUACAAAAUCACAGCUCAGUUUUAAUUUACAGUUUGUUCUGUCUAUUGCCUGUAAUACUGAUGUUAUCUCUUGUUGAGCGUUAUUUUUAAUACAGAAGAUGCU